Messenger RNA from Dioscorea cayenensis subsp. rotundata (Guinea yam), 587 nucleotides. RefSeq lists its product as uncharacterized. NCBI's taxonomy places the organism in Eukaryota, Viridiplantae, Streptophyta, Magnoliopsida, Dioscoreales, Dioscoreaceae. The coding region runs from base 63 to 329 and encodes 88 amino acids. The record is from RefSeq and is a predicted model, not a curated record. The transcript has a single exon.
UAACCACCUCUCACCAUCACCACCUCCCCAACCUCUCUCUUGCUCCUCCUCGUUGUCCUCUAAUGGAGAAGAGUAGAUCGUUUCCGAAGUACUCAUCGUCCUAUUCCGGCAGGUUCGGCUACGAAGAACGCGCCAAAUCCUACAGCUUCAACGGCCCAAACGGCAAGCAUGAAGGUUUUGCCAGCUCCGGCGACCCAGAGCUCAAGAGGAAGCGCCGGAUCGCAUCGUAUAACAUGUUCGCCAUGGAAGGCAAGCUGAAGUCCUCCUUCCGCACCGGCUUCAAGUGGAUCAAGACCAAGUUCUCCGAUGCUCGCUACGGCGGCGUCUGAUGCCUUGCUUGUGUUUGUGAAAAUUACUCAAAGGGAUUGGAUUCACAAGGUUGGUUUUUGUUUGGUUUGGUUGCGCGCAAAGUGUUUGUGAAAAUUACUCAGAGAGUUUCACAGGGUUUGGUUGUUGUUUGGUUUGUUUGCUCUCAAAGUGUUUGUGAAAAUUACUGAGAGUUUUUUAGAGGUUGACUCUGGUUCUGAAGGUGUUUGUGAUUAUUACUGAAAGGGUUUUCACUGUGAAAAUGUAAAUAGUGUUGUGAA